Scophthalmus maximus (turbot) is the source of this 2859-nucleotide messenger RNA. RefSeq names its product cysteine-rich secretory protein LCCL domain containing 1a (gene crispld1a). The coding region runs from base 316 to 1854 and encodes 512 amino acids. Gene Ontology annotation, cellular component: extracellular region. The record is from RefSeq and is a predicted model, not a curated record. The transcript has 15 exons. Lineage: Eukaryota; Metazoa; Chordata; Actinopteri; Pleuronectiformes; Scophthalmidae.
AGGAUAAAAUGUGCAUAAGUGAUGCUUUCGCAGCUUUGGCGCACGAAUCCCGAAAGAAGAGGGACUUUAACUUUCUCUGUCACACUGACGCACGACGGAGCAAAAGCGCACCUUUUGGGUUCGCGCGUCAUACUGCAGCUGUAUCGACAGUCGCCAGCCUGAGCUCUGCAGCUGACUUUGAAGACGGAUUUUCUUUUCUUUUUUUUAUCAAAAACUUUUUUUUUAAAUUUCUUCCUGGAGCAGACGAUUCCUCUGUCAGAGAUCCGAACAGGCGGGCUCGGUUCCAAUUCAUUAAAGUCAUCCCGAGGUCGAGGGAUGAAUAGGGGCGCGCCACUGCUCCUGCUGCUCCAGACGGCAGCCUGCAUGGUGAUGCUUCCCAACUCCACGGGCUGGCAGCAGAUGCUGGACAAGUAUCUGGACGAGGACGGGGACUGGUGGGAGGCCAAGCAGAGGGGGAAGAGGGCCAUCACCGACAGCGACGCUCAGCUCAUCCUGGACCUUCACAACAAGCUCAGAGGCCAGGUGUACCCUCCUUCGUCCAACAUGGAGUACAUGACGUGGGACACGGAGUUGGAGCGCACGGCAGAGGAGUGGGCCGAGACCUGUCUGUGGGAGCACGGCCCCGCCGGAUUACUGCCGCAGAUUGGACAGAACCUGGGAGUGCACUGGGGGAGGUAUCGCCCACCCACCUCCCACGUGCAGGCCUGGUACGAUGAAGUGAAAGACUACUCCUUCCCGUACCCUCAGGAGUGUAACCCCCACUGCCCCUUCAGAUGCUCCGGCCCGAUCUGUACUCACUACACACAGCUUGUCUGGGCCACCAGCAGUCGGAUUGGCUGCGCCAUCAACACGUGCUACAACAUGAACGUGUGGGGACAGAUUUGGGCCAAAGCCGUCUAUCUCGUCUGCAACUACUCACCGAAGGGAAACUGGUGGGGCCAUGUGCCGUACAAACAUGGAACCCCGUGCUCCGCCUGCCCCCCCAGCUAUGGAGGCGGCUGCAAGGACAAUCUCUGCUACAAAGAUGACAGUUCCUAUCCUCCACAAGAGGAAACUGAAGAAAACAACUUCAUCGAGCGGGAGGCCCCCCGCACUCCGCAGAAGCCCCGGCCGCGGGCCUCCAAACCCGAGCCUCCCGGCCUCCCUGCCCCGGCUCCCACCGAGCCCCCCACAGAGGACCUGCAGAAGAAUGAGGUGGUCAACGCACAGCAGAUGUCUCAGCUUGUGAGCUGUGACACUAAGCUUCGGGAUCAGUGCAAAGGAACGACGUGCAAUAGAUAUGAGUGUCCUGCUGGGUGCCUGGAUGCAACAGGGAAAGUAGUUGGGACAGUAUACUAUGAAAUGCAAUCCAGUGUGUGCAGAGCUGGCCUACAUGCUGGUGUCAUAGAUAACGAUGGAGGAUGGAUGGAUGUAACGAGACAAGGCAGAAAGGAGUUUUUCAUCAAAUCCAACAAGAACGGAGUCCAGUCUUCAGGAAAAUACCAAAGUGCUAAUUCCUUCACAGUUGCCAGAGUUACAGUCAAAGCCAUCACAUGUGAGGCCACAGUUGCGCAACAGUGUCCUUAUCAAAGGCCUGCAAAACACUGUCCGAGGUUAUACUGCCCGAGAAGCUGCUUAGAAGAGAACCCUCACAUAUCCAGAGUAAUUGGAACCCGAAUAUACUCUGAUAAGUCCAGCAUAUGCCGGGCAGCGGUCCACGCUGGAGUCAUCAGGAACGAUGCAGGCGGUUACAUUGACGUGAUGCCAGUGGACAAACGGAAACACUACAUUGCUUCGUACCAAAAUGGCAUUUACUCAGAGAGCCUUCAAAACCCCCCUGGAGGAAAGGCGUUCCGGGUGUUCGCUGUGAUUUGAGUCCCCCCGAGGGCGGCUUCACCAAACAGAACGUGCACUUGGGCCGUUGAAUAGGCGGUAAUCAAGCCCUGUUGUCAAACUCAAUGAGUGAAAUGUUUCUGGCUUUGCUACACUCCGGGGGUUAGGGGUCGUCACCAUGACAGUGUAAACCCAGCAACAAAAAACGUGACACAUACACAAUAAGAACCCGCUUCUCCUCCCUCGCAUGGAGUUUAAGUUUGUCGUACCCGGUGGGAACGUUUUUGUUUUUUUUACAAACUGUAAAUAUCUCCGGUUUGCUACAGUAAUAUUUUGUUGUAUAUAUUUGUUAAUAAUAUUACACAUGUUUUGUCCUGGUGCCAUUGUCUUGCCUUUUUAAACAAGUAGCUCGGUAUGGAUACUGAUUAUAGAAAUCUCACGAUAUAACUUUUUAAUGGCACUUAAGGAUGAAUAUCAUUUUCAUUGUCUGGCACAUUUUUACUGGUGCUCUGGAGAGAUGUUUAUUUUUAUAUGAUUAUGCUUUUACGUUGAUGUGAUUUAUAAAGGAUGCUGCUAUAUGUUUUUUGUUUUUUUUUGUAUUUUCAUUCGUAGCACGAUGUGGUUUAGUCAACACUCCCUGCAGGUCGGGAAGUACACUCAUCCCUCAGUUGUCAUUCUCCAAAAAAAAUCCCCUAUGUCCCUAUUUUUCUCACGCAUCGCAUGCAUUACUGGAUGCCGCUUACCCCAAAAGUUGUUUUCAAGUCAUAUCCAUUCAUCUGCCUUUGAGGUUGAUAAACAGAAACAACAGUAUGCAGCAGCUUCAUUUCAUGCAGUGUACGUUGGGGAGUAACAACAAAUAUAUCCGCUCAUAUUUUCGUUUUCUUUUUUUCCAGCUCCCAGCUUUCUUUAAUCCUGCAGUCUUUAUUAUGGGCAAUUACAGUAAUUGUAUUGUUGUCUCUGUCUCUUUGUGCAUUAUAGAUAUAUAUUUUCCUACCUCAGGUUGUUAGGAAAAGUUCAUUUUGCAAUAAAAUAUUACAGCCUCCACAA